Drosophila navojoa is the source of this 495-nucleotide messenger RNA. RefSeq lists its product as uncharacterized. NCBI's taxonomy places the organism in Eukaryota, Metazoa, Arthropoda, Insecta, Diptera, Drosophilidae. The record is from RefSeq and is a predicted model, not a curated record.
AUGAACAAUAAAUAUCCGACCGGACGUUUAGUGAUUCAGAUUCUGUGCAGCAGUUGCGCGGCCGACGAGAUACUCUAUUGCUACGAGUGCUACGAGAGCCCCGGCUCGGACUCUUGGUCAAAUCCACUUCCUGUCUGCUCCAAGCUGAGAAAAACGCCCGAGUUUACAACACCCUGCCCCAACUCGACAAUGUGCCAAAAGACAAUGAGCACGAUAUACCUACAAAGCGGAGAGAAAUGGGCGAUCGAGCAGCGAGGCUGUGCAAAUCAAGUUCAAAUAGAAACAACACUAGUCGGUAGACAGUACGAGGACACUGCAGUCAUAGGAGAGCCCUACGAAGAGGGCUGCACCCAGUUCGAUUCAUACAACAUGCUGACAUCCACCAUCGAGCAUUGCUUUUGCCGGCAAAACUUGUGCAAUUCGGCGACUUAUCGCGACCUCGGCGCCCCAACUUUAAUCAUAUGUGUGUUGUUCCUGUUAGGCAAGCUACGAUAA